AUGGGCCGCCCCGCCGCCGCUGCCACCGCGCUGCUGUGCCAGCUGGGGCUCUCCGCAGCCAUCCAGUGGCUCGGGCUGGCGGGCAGCGGGGUGGCCUGGAACGAGAGCCAGCACUGCCGGCUGCUGGUGCCCGAGCAGCUGCAGCUGUGCCGCCGGCACCUGGAGGCGAUGCCCAGCGUUGUCCGGGCCGCCCGGCGGACGCAGCAGCUGUGCCAGCAGAGCUUUGCCGACAUGCGCUGGAACUGCUCCUCCAUCCAGCGCGCCCCCAGCUUCGGCCCCGACCUGCUCACAGGAACGCGGGAAGCCGCCUUCGUGCACGCCCUGGCAGCGGCGGCCGUGGCGCAGAGCAUCGCCCGCUCCUGCGCCUCCGGGGAGCUCCCGCGCUGCUCCUGCGGGCCCGCGCCCGCCGAGCCCCCCGCGCCCGCCUCCCGCUGGGGCGGCUGCGGCGACAACCUGAGCCACGGGCUGCAGCUCGGCGCCGCCUUCGCCGACGGCUCCGCCAGAGCCGGCACCGCGCCCGGGCUCCGCGCCGUGAACCGGCACAACGGAGCCGUGGGACGGGCGGUGCUCAGUGACUCCCUGGAUACCAGGUGUAAAUGCCACGGGGUUUCAGGCUCCUGUUCAGUGAAGACCUGCUGGAAAGGGCUGCCAGACCUGGGUGAAAUCGCCUCUGACCUCAAAUCCAGGUACCUGGCAGCCCUCAAGGUGACCCAUCGGCUCGUGGGGCCCAGGAAGCAGCUGAUCCCCAAGGAAGGGGAUGCCAGGCCAGUGACAGAGAUGGAUCUGGUUUAUCUCAUCAGCUCUCCUGACUACUGCACCCCAAACCCCCAGCUGGGUUCUCUGGGGACACAGGACAGGCCGUGCAACAGGAGCUCAGUGGGCAGUGACAGCUGUGACCUGCUGUGCUGUGGCCGUGGCUACAACACCUACACGGAGGAGGUGCAGGAGCGCUGCCACUGCCGCUACCGCUGGUGCUGCUCCGUGGUGUGCCGGCGCUGCCGCCGCAGCCUGGACAGACACGUCUGCAAGUGA
Melospiza georgiana is the source of this 1032-nucleotide messenger RNA. RefSeq names its product protein Wnt-11b-like. Bases 1 to 1032 code for a protein of 343 amino acids. The transcript is spliced from 5 exons. Lineage: Eukaryota; Metazoa; Chordata; Aves; Passeriformes; Passerellidae. Gene Ontology annotation, cellular component: extracellular region. Gene Ontology annotation, molecular function: frizzled binding; cytokine activity. Gene Ontology annotation, biological process: cell fate commitment; neuron differentiation; canonical Wnt signaling pathway. The record is from RefSeq and is a predicted model, not a curated record.